Molecule: messenger RNA, 1002 nt
Organism: Ogataea haglerorum
Lineage: Eukaryota; Fungi; Ascomycota; Pichiomycetes; Pichiales; Pichiaceae
Exons: 1
Coding region: 1-1002 (333 amino acids)
Biological process (GO): lipid biosynthetic process
Molecular function (GO): iron ion binding; oxidoreductase activity
Source: RefSeq, a predicted model, not a curated record
AUGUUUUCUUUGGUGGAUCCGAACGAUCUCAAGAUAGUGGACGGCGCCUCAAGACCUCCGUUCCUUGAAAUACCGAAGCCAAGUUUGAUCGAGGGGCUUCCAGAUGGCAUACUAGCGGCGAUAGCACCGGUCGUGGCGUACUGGGUGUACUCCACUUUCUAUCACAUCAUCGAUGUGUACGAGCUUGCAGAGAGGUACCGAAUUCACCCAUCGGAGGAGAUGCUUAGAAAAAACACCGUGUCUCUCCCCAUAGUGAUCCGAGACGUUAUUUUGCAGCAUGUCAUCCAGACCAUUGCAGCCCUAGUUUUCUACCAAUUUGAUCCUAAGCCGAUGACCGGCUACGAAAACCACACUCUCUGGGGAUGGAGACAGAUGGUGCCUGCUGUUCCAACCUGGGUGCUUUAUGUGACAUACUGGUAUGGUCUUUCGCUUCUCAAGAUCACAGUAGCAUUCUUCAUCAUUGAUAGCUGGCAGUACAUGCUCCAUCGCGCCAUGCAUCUGAACAAAUGGUUGUACAGACGCUUCCACUCUCGCCAUCACCGACUCUAUGUGCCCUACGCAUAUGGUGCUCUUUUCAAUGAUCCUGUCGAGGGUUUCUUGCUUGACACGGUAGGUACGGGUAUUGCUAGUUUGGUGACCGGACUAAGUCCCCGCGAGCAGAUUUUCCUUUUCACGUUUUCCACGCUGAAAACAGUCGACGAUCAUUGCGGGUACGCGUUCCCAUUCGAUCCGUUCCAAGUUGUGUUCCCGAACAACUCGAUUUACCAUGAUAUCCACCACCAGCAUUUCGGAGUGAAAUAUAACUUUUCGCAGCCUUUCUUUACCAUCUGGGAUAAGUUGUUUGAUACUACAUACCACGGCGUUGACGAGUACUCGGAUAAGCAAAAGAAGAUCUCUUUGGAGAAGUACAAGAUUUUCUUGGAGGAGCGCAGAAAGAGGAACGAAAAGAGAAAACAGGACGAGCAAAACAAGUUGAAGCGCAAAGAUGAGAAACAAGAGUAA